This is a messenger RNA of Capronia coronata CBS 617.96, 585 nucleotides long. Its product is annotated as 3-hydroxyanthranilate 3,4-dioxygenase 1. Gene Ontology annotation, molecular function: iron ion binding; 3-hydroxyanthranilate 3,4-dioxygenase activity. Gene Ontology annotation, cellular component: cytoplasm. NCBI's taxonomy places the organism in Eukaryota, Fungi, Ascomycota, Eurotiomycetes, Chaetothyriales, Herpotrichiellaceae. The coding region runs from base 1 to 585 and encodes 194 amino acids. The record is from RefSeq and is a predicted model, not a curated record. The transcript is spliced from 3 exons. Gene Ontology annotation, biological process: 'de novo' NAD+ biosynthetic process from L-tryptophan; quinolinate metabolic process.
AUGGCAAUGGCAAUGCCUUUGAACAUCCCCAAAUGGGUUGAAAAGAAUGCGGACAAGCUGAUUCCGCCGGUCAACAACUAUUGCGUCUACCAUCCGGCCGAUCCACUCACCUCGGGACUGACGGUCAUGGUGGUCGGGGGUCCCAAUGCCCGAACAGACUAUCACAUCAACGAAACCCCUGAGUUCUUCUAUCAACACAAAGGUUCCAUGCUCCUCAAGACUGUCGACACAACUGUCACACCGCACCGAUUCGUCGACAUCCCCAUCCACGAGAACUCGAUCUUCCUACUACCCGGCAACGUGCCGCACAACCCAGUCCGGUUCGCAGACACCAUCGGCGUGGUGCUGGAACUGCCGCGGCCGGCCGACUCAAAAGAUCGACUACGGUGGUAUUGUAAAGGAUGUAAGGAGAUCUUGCACGAGGCGGCUUUUCACUGCGACGACUUGGGAACCCAGGUUAAGGAGGGUGUUUUGGCCUUCGAGGCUUCCAUAAAGGAUAGAACGUGUAAGAAGUGUGGGACGGUGAACCAGUCCAAGCCGGGCCCAGGGGACGUCGAGCAGCCGCCCAGAUUUCCUCCGGAGUAA